AUGUUGUCAACCGGGGAGGGGCAAGCCAAUCGAACGACUACAGAGAACACCGGAAACCAAUAUGAAGAUCUACAACAACAACAAACCAAUCGCGACCAACUGGAUCAAGAAUUUGACUACAACCAACAGCAUUCCACUAGCCAUCACUUCAAUUUUACCGAUCAUGAAAACUCAUCCUUCAACAUCCGAGUUCAGCAGCUACACCAACACUUUCAGGCCGAGCAUGUCAAGAAAAAGCGUUUACUGGAAGAGAAACACUGGGCAGAGGUGUAUGAUUCGAUGUUCUCAUCUUUCAAGCAAUGUGCUGUGAAAACCGCUGACUGGGGUGAUGAAGAUAAAUGGCGGCAAGACUGGAAGGACCGGUGUUCCUGUUUGGAUAAACGAUCUCGACCUCUGGUUUUAGUCGAUAUUCUAAGCCGCAGACAAAUCGAUGUCGAAUUUUGUGACUGCCAAGUAGACCAGGUCCGGCUGAUCCAAAUGGGUUACAUCGGAACAUCGCCCAAGUUUCCCAGAACUGCUUUCUCUAUCCGUCUCCUCCGAUUACACGACAUCAUUUGGAAAAAUUGUGCUGUCUCCAUCACCCCCUUUGCAAAGGCAAUUGAUGAGUAUCUAGAUGCCAACAACCCUCUUAUUCUUGUUUCUGGGGCAGACAUGGAUUCGGACCCAUUGUAUACAACUCGCGAUUGGAGGAAAACUUUGUCAACUUCUGUAGAUGUGUAUAGAGAAAUGCUCAGACGGGAAAAAAUCAUAUCCAAAGAAAUUUUGCAAAUGGAUCCAAUGGAUAAAAUGGCUGACAUCUGUCCCAAGUGCUACGGUCCCUGUGUCUCUGGGAAAAAACCCGAUGAACCCGAUUAUAUUGUGUGUAUGGAUGGUAACUUCCAACAUCGAAGGCAUCUUGCAGCAAGCCACGAGAUAUCACAAUCAUCACAGCACAACCCCCUCUUCAUUUCACCAGAAGAAGUCAAGGAUAUGGAAACUCGUAUGAACACUGUAAACCACCAAGCAGAUCACGGCGAUGUCAGCCUUGACCGCUGUACUGAGCAACACACAGCAGCAAACGAUUCACACGGGGCGACCACAUGGAAGGCUUGUGAUGAUACUGGAUUAUUUGGAUUGGCAUGUCGGCAUGACCAAAUCCUGAGACUAAUCAACAUUGUUCAAAGUGGUGAAAAUGAAGAGCGGCAAUGUAACCAGUUGAUGUUUGGAACAAGUGUCUUCCAUGCGUAUGUUCAUCAAUGGUCAUGCCAACUACGGUAUAAUCCUCGCCUAAACAAUGGAUGGGGUAUGUCAGAUGGGGAGGGAUUGGAGAGAAUAUGGGCAUAUUUAUCACCCCUAAUUAGCUCUUUAAGAUACUCAACCAAGAAGCAUCGACUUACAGCAUUAGAUAUGAGGUCUUCUCAUCACAAUGAAGUAGGAAAAAGUCGUUCAGUCAAGUUGCUUUUUGAGAGAGGUAAAAAUGUUGAAGAGCUGUUCAUAAAAUCUAUGGAGAAAUUGAAGGAAAUUGAAGACCAACAUGGUUACACCAGUGAGUACUUGACUCAACAGUGGCUCCGACAAAGGGAAUGUCAGCUUUCAGCCAUGGAGAAUGAUUCCGAACGAGAGAUGAUUGAAUACGCCGAACAACUGGUUGAAGUAGAAGAUGAACUCCAAGAGACUCAGGAUGAGCUUGUUUCACUCAGGGCUAAGCGGAGGCGAACUCGAACUGAGGAAGAUCAGGAGAAACUUCGAUUACUUCCCAACACAGUUAUACAGUUAGAAGAACAUAUUGAAAUGCUUGUUGAAGUACUUGGAUCUGAGGCAUUCCGAAAUCUCCCAGGAAACUCCAAUGCAGAUGCCAGAGCAUUGAUCCGGUUGAAAAUCAGCAAGUCAAAGCUAUAUGAGGCGAAGGCUCGGUUCAAGAAGCUAAUGAGCUCCAAAAUGAAGCAUCUGAAAAUCAAAUGGACUUCAUACGACAAAAAAGCAAAUCAUUAUAAUGAAAACUACAGCACGGACUUUAUGGUGGAAACUCCGGUCUAUGAAGAGGUGAAGUCAAUGGGCUUAGAUGAUGUAUUUUGGAAUAUGGGUUCACUAUUGCAUCCGAACGAGCCCUGGGCUUUCGAUCCCAACGUAAAAGACGGAAUUGAAGCCAUCCUUACAUCAACCCACUGCAAAGAUGAGUUGCAUAGGAUCUCAAGAGAAGCUCGGCAGGCCAUCAGUUGGGCAAUUAAAAAAUCAGACUGUUUGGAUAAUCUUUCCAAACUUUUGAGCCAAGAUCCGGAAACCAACAUACUCAACCCCAAUGGACAACAGCUUUUAAACAACAUUUGCUCCAAACACCACUUUCCCAGGGAAGUGCUUGAUCAAAAAUAUAUCGAUGAAGUUCAAGAUGAUGUGAACCUUAAAGAAAAAUGGACUGGAGUAAUUUUGGCUUGCCAAAGUAUAUGGGAAAAACUAGUUGUAGGAUCUUCUGUCAUUUUUGAUUUUGGGAAUGUGGAGGAUCAGCAGGAGGAGAUAUUACAACCAGAGGAUGUUGAAUACCAAAUUAAUGAAGAAUUGUAA
Puccinia graminis f. sp. tritici CRL 75-36-700-3 is the source of this 2538-nucleotide messenger RNA. RefSeq lists its product as uncharacterized. NCBI's taxonomy places the organism in Eukaryota, Fungi, Basidiomycota, Pucciniomycetes, Pucciniales, Pucciniaceae. The transcript has 11 exons. The record is from RefSeq and is a predicted model, not a curated record. Bases 1 to 2538 code for a protein of 845 amino acids.